CGCCGGGGGCGGAGGCUGCCAGCCCAUUAUAAAAAGCAACCGAGGAGGCCAGCGGUGAGUGACUGACUACUCGGAGCUGCGACACGGCCCAGCCUCCUGGCCCGCAGAAUUCCUGCACUCCAGCCAUGGCUUCCUCGCCUCUCGCGUGGCUGCUGCUUCUGGCCGCGUUCUUCCAUCUGUGUACCCUGCUGGCGGGUCAACACCUCGGCAUGACGAAAUGCAACAUCACGUGCAACAAGAUGACCUCACAAAUCCCGGUGGCUUUACUCAUCCACUAUCAGCCGAACCAGGAGUCCUGCGGCAAGCGUGCUAUUGUCCUGGAGACAAGACAGCACAGAUACUUCUGUGCUGACCCAAAGGAGAAAUGGGUCCAAGACGCCAUGAAGCAUCUGGACCACCAGACCGCUGCCCUGACUAAAAAUGGCGGCAAGUUUGAGAAGCGGGUGGACAAUGUGACACCUGGGAUCACCUCGGCCACCAGGGGACUGUCCCCAUCUGCCCUGGCAAAGCCUGAAUCAUCCACCGUGGAAGACCUUGCUUUGGAGCCGACUACUAUUUCCCAGGAGGCCCGGAGGCCCAUGGGGACUUCCCAAGAGCCGCCAGCGGCAGUGACUGGAUCAUCUCCCUCAACUUCCGAGGCUCAGGAUGCGGGGCUUACUGCCAAGCCUCAGAGCACUGCAAGUUUUGAGGUGGCUGCCAUCUCUACCACCAUUUGGCAGAGUUCUGCUGUCUACCAAUCUGGAUCUAACGUCUGGACUGAAGAAAAAGCUACCGAGUCCCCCCCUACCGCAGCCCUAUCCCCUCAGGUAUCCACCACUUCACAUUCAACCCCAGAGGAGAAUGUUGGGUCUGAAAGCCAGCUCCCAUGGGUCCAGGAACAGGACCCAAGUCCAGAGAAGUCUCUAGGGUCUGAGGAGAUAAACCCAGUGCAUACUGAUAUUUUCCAGGACAGGGGGCCUGACAACACAGUCCACCCCUCAGUGGCUCCCAUCUCCUCUGAAGAGACCCCCAGCCCAGAGCUGGUGGCCUCGGGCAGCCAGGCUCCGAAGGUAGAGGAACCCAUUCAUGCCACUGCAGAUCCCCAGAAACUGAGUGUGCUUAUCACCCCUGUCCCCGACUCCCAGGCAGCCACCCGGAGGCAGGCAGUAGGGCUACUGGCCUUUCUUGGUCUACUCUUUUGUCUGGGGGUAGCCAUGUUUGCUUACCAGAGCCUCCAGGGCUGUCCUCGCAAAAUGGCGGGGGAGAUGGUAGAAGGCCUCCGCUACGUCCCUCGUAGCUGUGGCAGCAACUCAUAUGUCCUGGUGCCAGUGUGAGCUGCCUGCUUGCCUGCCUGUGUCCAGAGUGUGAUUCAGACAGCUGUCUGGGGACCCCCAUCCUCAUACCCACCUUCAUCCACGCUGGGAAAAUGGGAAUGGAGACGCUGGAUCCUCCAGGGGCCAUGGGCUCCAAACCCCUCCCCUGAAGGUGUGGCCCUGGAGGCCACCCUAGACCAUUAUUCACUUAUCAGAGACAGAACAGGUGACCUUCCAGCUCUCCUGUAUUUGAAAGAAUCCUCUGCUGCUGGCUGGUUAGAGGGGCCCUUGACAUCCCAACUCGAGUGAACAACUAUUUAUUGGAUUCCCAGCCCCCGCGACACCUGUUUCCUGUGCGCACCGUGGUCCACCCAUCUCACAAGCAGCAGGCCAGGCCUAUCUGCCUGUUCCCCUGACCUCCUUGUGUCUCCUGGCUUUGCUGUGUCUCCAGCCCUCCUCCCCGGCCAGCUGCGGUGCUAUCUGCCCUGUGUCUCCCUAUCCCCUGUACAGAGCGCACCACCAUCACCAACCAUCAACACCGCGUUGUGUCUUUUCUUGCAUGAGGUUAAUGCUGUGUUUUCUGGAGCUCUCUGGGAAGGGAGAUGAGCUUGUGUGAGGGUUUAAAGUGGUCCUCCCCAGACUUUGAUGUGCUGUGAAGGCAUGCUGCGUCUGAAGGAAGGGUCUGGUCCCCACUCGGCUACUGGCACAACAAAGUGCCCCACCUGUAAAAGAAAAGAAACGUGGCCCAGAGCUGGCAAUAACCUAUGGCCCUGACAUCAUCACUUUCUCUGAGGCUGUUCCCAUUCCUGGAUACAACCCCAGCCCUUAUCAACACUAACAGUCACUGCCAUUCCACUGGACUGACGCUUUUGUACCCUGUGACUCUGAGGGCUGGCAAGGGCUGGCUUGAGAGAACAGAUCCUACCCUGUAGGCCCCCAAAUGGAGGCUGAGUUGGAGACUUGCAGGAACAGAGGCCAACUCAGAAGGCUCCCCUGUGCUCUCACUCGGCACCCCUCCCCCAUGCACCAAGGUGACAGUCACAAGGUCUGCAAGGCCUGAAGAGCAAGCCACAUUAGAAAGAUUAGGACACGCCCCUGGGAGGCAGAGGAUCCAGGGUCAACCCCUGGAGUGGCCACAGACCCAGUUUCAGUUUAGGAACCUGUGCGUGUGUGUGUACUCGCACGGUCCAGAAUCAUUAGAGUCUGCCAGGGUCUUUUCCUACUUCUGAGAGCGCUGUUCAUGCCACGGUCUCACCUUUGCCCCACCGCAGGCAGGGCCAGAACUCCCAUAACAUUCUCCGAGCGCCCUGUGAAGUUUCCUGGAAGGGACUCUGCCCUGGGCACAAAGUGACUGCUGAACCAAGGAGCAGCGGGAGCUGAACCGGCAGGCCACGCCCCUGGGGGGGGGCAGCUCUCCCCACCCUGCUCUGAAUAGCUCCAAUCUGUCACCUUAGUCACCUUCGGAGCUUCACCCAGAAGCCAGGGACUCACUCCUGGAAGCUCAGAACAGUUGGCUCUGUCCCAGAGUGAGGAAGCCACUUCUUGGCGACCCUCCUCCUGGGAAGCUUGUGGGAGGCUCUGGCCUGGCUCCAGAGUACUAGUUGAGGGCCUGAGGAGCAGCAGCCCGAGCACACUCUAUCCUGGCUCCUUGGGUGGGGAACCUUCAAGGGUUCCUCCCUCCCCCAGCAGAAUGUGGGCCAAAACAAUCUGAGGAGGACUUUGGAAGGAGUUGGUUGAUCCUUUAGGUUGGUUUUUUUUUUUUUUCCCAAGCAUCAUUACCAAUGUCUGUGCCAUUUUGUAUUUUACUAAUAAAAUUUUAAAGU
Molecule: messenger RNA, 3115 nt
Organism: Apodemus sylvaticus (European woodmouse)
Lineage: Eukaryota; Metazoa; Chordata; Mammalia; Rodentia; Muridae
Gene: Cx3cl1
Product: C-X3-C motif chemokine ligand 1
Exons: 3
Coding region: 126-1313 (395 amino acids)
Biological process (GO): neutrophil chemotaxis; monocyte chemotaxis; lymphocyte chemotaxis
Cellular component (GO): extracellular region
Molecular function (GO): chemokine activity; CCR chemokine receptor binding
Source: RefSeq, a predicted model, not a curated record